UAACCGGAAGCAUCAAUAGAAGCGAUUGAGAAACGGCGAAAGAAAUCAUCACCUGUCGAUUGCGUCCAUAUAUCUCUCCUGCGCUCCCAUUAAUCUCCAUAUCCCACUUCCAUAACACCCAUACCCUUUCGUUUAUUCGCUGUCGACUCAGUCCGGACGGAUAAAGCAGAGCUGGCAGUGUAAUUCUUUGCGCAAACGGGGGGUUUUGAAGGUGCGUUAUAGCCUCGCAGCAGAACAAAUGUAAACAAGCAGCUGAUCAGCUGUGCGGCCGAAGACGCGCAACGAAACGGCGUGAUGACAGCGACCCGCACGGUUUGACAAACAUAUUCUGCAUCAUAUAAAGCGAAAUUAGACAUUUAUUUGCAAUGCUGUAGAGUUUUUUUAGACGUUAGGGCAGUACACGAGGACAACUCCCAACCCCAUCGCCUUCACCUCCAUUGCGGGCAGCAGCAGCAGAUACAGAACAAACGGCUUAUUUAUUUUUUUACUGAUCAAAAGAGUGAUACAUUGAUUUAUUGAUCUUCAUAUCUGCCUGAAGAUUGGAUAACAUCACGUCUGACAGGAAAAGCAACAGGAUUCGAGAAAUAACAAAGGAAAAAUAAGGUUAACAGUCCUUUCUGGGCCCCAAGGAAUAAAUAAAUAUCAGAAACGUAUUAAUAUUUACAUGAAGCUGGACGUUUAAGGCACCCAAAUAUCACAUUUCCUGGGGAGCAGCACAGUAAGGCUGAAGGAUCAGGACUGUCAUGGCACACCAGCAGAUGCCGAGCUCUCAGAAGGCUCUGAUGCUGGAGCUUAAAUCUCUGCAGGAGGAGCCGGUGGAAGGUUUCCGCAUCACUCUUGUUGAGGAGUCGGACCUCUACAACUGGGAGGUGGCCAUCUUUGGCCCUCCAAACACACUUUAUGAAGGGGGCUAUUUCAAGGCCCAUAUAAAAUUUCCUAUUGACUAUCCUUACUCUCCUCCGACCUUUCGGUUUCUCACCAAGAUGUGGCAUCCAAACAUCUAUGAGAAUGGCGACGUGUGUAUUUCCAUCCUCCAUCCACCUGUGGAUGACCCUCAGAGCGGAGAGCUGCCCUCAGAGCGAUGGAACCCCACACAGAAUGUCAGAACAAUCCUGCUGAGCGUGAUCUCACUGCUGAACGAACCCAACACUUUUUCUCCUGCAAAUGUGGACGCCUCGGUCAUGUUUCGCAAGUGGAGGGACAGCAAAGGCAAGGACAAGGAAUACGCGGAGAUUAUAAGGAAGCAAGUGAUGUCCACUAAGGCAGAUGCAGAGCGAGAUGGAGUUAAAGUACCAACGACGCUAGCUGAGUACUGCAUCCAGACCAAAGUGCCUUCUCACGACAGUAGCUCUGACCUGCUCUACGACGAUCUAUAUGACGACGACAUAGAGGAGGAGGAUGACGACGACGAUGAGGCGGAGGCCAGUGGGAUUGGCAGUGAAAUGGCCGGGGACUGUUUUGGCGAUGAAGACGAUUCUGGCAACGAGGAAUCUUGACCUCCUUCCACCGUUUCCGUGACACUGACCUUCGCCCUCUCACUAUUCUUUACCCUGACAGCCUCAUGUUUCAGAUUCUCUUCUCCUGUGCUUAAAGCUUUUGUUUUUCCACUCUGUUCCAAAAAAGUCAUUACUUUAGAUCUCUGUCCUUUUCAGCACCUCCCCGUUCCUAAGUAAAGUUCACUAUGGGUUCAUAAAACCAGUCGUUUCACAUCCCACCUUCUCCUGCCUCUUAACCUCAGGGCUUUUGGAUAAUCAGAGCUUGUCAGGCCACCUUAUACAUGUUCAUUUCAAUAUUUAUUUUGAGGGCUAGUUCCCUCAAAAUUAAAAUUCUGCCGUGAUUUACUCACCCUCAUGUUGAAAAAGGAAUUUUAUUGAGCUGUUCUGAGAUUUUUGAGCUUCUUUUUCCCCAACAAUCCAAAUAAGGUCCAAAUAUAUCUAAUUCCUUUUCUAUAGUAGUCUGGAAAAACAGUACAUUAGAAAAAAAAAAAGAAAACAAUUGACAACUGUAAGAUGUGAACAAAAGAUUGUGAUAUAAAUUAAUUUUCAAGAUAUAAACUCGCAAAUCUGAGAAAAAAAGUCAGAAUUGGGAGAUGUAAAUAGCAUUCUGAAAAGAAUUUAAGAUUUAAACCUGUAAUUGCAAAUAUUAAAAAAAUUACCUUUUUUAUUAUUUAUUAUGUGGCCCGAAACAAAAAAAAAAGAUGUAACUCAGAAUGAAAAAAAAUUGUAAAAUGUAAAAAAGUCAGAAUUGUGAGAAGCACACUCAAAAUUCAGAAUUCAGAGAGUAAAGUCAGAAUUGUGAGAUGUAAACUCAGAAUUCAGAGAAAAAAAGUCAGAAUUUCGAGAUAUGAAUUCAGAAUUCAGAGAAUAAAUCGAGAAUUGUAGGAUCUAAACUCAGAAUUCAGAGGGAAAAGGUCAGAAUUCCAAGAAUAAAAUCAGAAUUGCAAGACCUGAACUCAGAAUUUGGAAAGAAAAAGUCAGAAUACCAAGAUCUAAACUCAGAAUUAAAAGAAUAAAUUCAGAAUUGCAGGAUCUAAACUCAGAAUUCAGAGAAUAAAAUCAGAAUUACAUCAUCUAAACUCAGAAUUCAGAGGAAAAGUCAAAAUUCCAAAAUGUAAACUCAGAAGUCAGAAAAUAAAUUCAGAAUUGCGAGAUGUAAACUCAGAAUUCAGAAAAAAAGUCAGAAUUUCAAGAUGUAAACUCAGAAUUCAGAGAAUAAAAUCAGAAUUACAUCAUCUAAAAUCAGAAAUCAGAGGAAAAAAGUCAGAAUUCCAAAAUGUAAACUCAGAAUUCAGAAAAUAAAGUCAGAAUUGUGAGAUGUAAACUCAGAAUUCAGAGGGAAAAAGUCAAAAUUUCCAAGAUGUAAACUUAGAAUUCAGAGAAUAAUAUCAGAAUUGGAAGAUCCAAACUCAGAAUUAAAAGAAAAAGGUCAGAAUUGGGAGAUUUAAUUCAGAGAAAAACUCUAACUUUAAACUCAUCAAAAUUUAAGUUGUUCCUUUUAUGACUAAAGCUCUCAUUUAUGCUCCAGGCCAUUGAUUUUUGCGUGUUGCGUAACCAAAUGCAGUCUGCCAAUGUGAAUCAAGAGUGCCACACAGAUUUGGAAUGACAUGAGGGUGGGUAAAUAACGGUAAAAGUUUAAUUUUCAACCAAACUAACCCUUCAACCUACCCAUGAGCUAGUUACAUCUGGUAAAAUCACCAACAAAUGAAUGUUUUGUUACUUUCCCAGAUUUUCAAGUAUAUACAGUUUCUUCACAACUGUCUUUACAGUAUAGGGCUUCACUGAUUCCACUACACGUACCAAAAUUCCCACUUCGAAAGAUAAGUAUUUAAGGGUGGGAAAAUGGAGAAUGAAGAGACUGUUUCCUUCUCAUAAAAUUUAAGUGUCAUCAUUUUGACCAGCCAUCCACAUCAGCAGGGUCACCUUCAUAACCACAUCCUCUUAUGCGCAGCUCCUACCCCCAAAUCACUUGAGCUUUUUGAGCCAUUAAAUCACAGUGUCAGAUUAUAUGGCACAUGAAGGUGCUUUCAAGUGCUCAGCAACACUAGCAUUAAAACUACUUCCAGCACACCUUCAUUUCGCUGACCCAGAAACUAUGAUGACACUGUUGAUGAUGUCCCACGUUCGGCCCCUAAUAUUCGAUCCACUGAUUUUGGCUGAAGGUAAUUAUACUGUUAUGCUUUUAAAUGUACACAUACUCUUGGUAAGUGAUCACGUAUGAGUGUCCGAGCAGCUGUACCAAACCAUUUCCGUUUCUCACCGAUUUUGACGAUAAUCUUGGAGUUUUUUUUUUUUUUUUUAUAUAUGGGGUUUGAGAUCAGUGACUUCUGAGGAUAUUUGAGCCCUCUCAUCCCCGGUCUUAUGCUUUUUUGCAUUGGCAACGGUGCCGCCGUGGGCCGUAGCUUUCAAGAGCAUGCUUGUGUGUUUUAAUGUGUUUUAUAUGAUGUGUCAGUCAUCCAAUGAGGUACGCGAAUCCCUAAGGUCUCUUUAACGGGGGUCGAAGCGUAGACGUUUAUGCACAUGGGGUCUCAGGUACACCUUUAUUCCCACAAACCAGCCAAGGACACGGAUGCUGAUUCCCGGUCCUACGAAACCCCUCCGGAACGGAGUGUGGAUGUGAGGAUCGUGAGGGAUCGGUGCUCUCGUACUCUCUUGAGCAUCAUGAACUCACUGAACUAUCUAGAACAAUCGUUCCCGGCUCAAUCGCUCCCUUAAACUUGUGGACUACGGGCUGAAAGGGCUCAACAGGGACGUGAAUCGAUUAAAUCAGACUGGAUUUUACACAUUCAGCAAGAGACUCUUGGUGUAUUACACCCCUGUGCACAGCAAAACAACCAAGCUCAUUUCAAAAAGUGUUGUGACGUUAGUCGACAGUGGAUUUGUCUUGAAGGAUUUUAUUAUUUGUGUGUCAUGAGUGUGUUUUUAAUGUUUCAUUAAUGUUUUUUUUUGUUUUUCAUAUGCUAUUCUUUGACAGGAUUUAUGGUCCUGAGUCAGAUCAAAACGACCGAAGUCAUUAUUUGCUCUAAGUUGAAUGCAUUUCCUUUCUCUUGUAAUGUUGUUAAAGGGAAGAUCGUUUUAAAUAUUCACAUAAGGAAGAAUGGAAAAACAGUAAGAAUGACUCUAAAUUGAUACCUAUUUCAAUUCUGAACAUAAGUAUUUGAGUUCGGGGUGGGCGGGGGGGUGUCCAGUAUGAUCAUUUUAAGACUGUGCUUGUAUGAUCACGAUACAAUUCAUUUUUGUUUGUGUGUAUGUACAGGAGUAAAUGCUCCUUAGCAAUUAAACCAUUAGACAACA
Messenger RNA from Labeo rohita (rohu), 4790 nucleotides. It is a transcript of the gene ube2r2, whose product is annotated as ubiquitin-conjugating enzyme E2R 2. Gene Ontology annotation, biological process: ubiquitin-dependent protein catabolic process; protein polyubiquitination. NCBI's taxonomy places the organism in Eukaryota, Metazoa, Chordata, Actinopteri, Cypriniformes, Cyprinidae. The transcript is spliced from 6 exons. The coding region runs from base 744 to 1496 and encodes 250 amino acids. The record is from RefSeq and is a predicted model, not a curated record. Gene Ontology annotation, molecular function: ubiquitin conjugating enzyme activity.